AUGGGGGUUCUUUUCCAGGGUGCAGAAUCGAUUAUCUGGGAUGACGGAGAGACUGUUUCAAAGAGACGCGUGAGAAAGGCCUAUAGGAUUGAGGCGUUAGACACAAAGAUAAUAAACAGCAGGACAAGGAGAGAAGCAAGGAUCCUUAAGAAACUUGAAGUUGUUGGAAUUCCAGCGCCAAAGUUGAUAGAUGUACAUGGCAACACCAUUGUGAUGGAGAAAAUAGAUGGAAUGCCUCUAAAAGAAAAGAUUGAUGACAGCGAUGACCAGAAAGCCCUCUUCUAUGAUUUAGGAGUUCUUGUGUCAAAACUUCAUCUUGCAGAUAUCGUUCAUGGAGACUUAACGACAUCAAACUUCAUUUUUAGAGACAAAAUCCAUGUGAUAGACUUUGGAUUGUCUUAUGUCUCUUCGAAAGAUGAGGACAAGGCUGUUGAUCUGUAUGUCUUUGAAAAAGCAGUUGGAUGUAGACACGACACCAAACUUCUGGAAAGCUUCUAUGAGGGCUACAUGGCCAAUGGAAGUUCGGAUGUGUUGAAUAAGCUAGAAACAGUUCGUUUAAGAGGUAGAAAAAGAGAGAGAACAGCUUUUGGCUAA
This is a messenger RNA of Encephalitozoon romaleae SJ-2008, 594 nucleotides long. Its product is annotated as O-sialoglycoprotein endopeptidase/protein kinase. Gene Ontology annotation, biological process: protein phosphorylation. NCBI's taxonomy places the organism in Eukaryota, Fungi, Microsporidia, Unikaryonidae. Bases 1 to 594 code for a protein of 197 amino acids. The record is from RefSeq and is a predicted model, not a curated record. Gene Ontology annotation, molecular function: protein serine/threonine kinase activity; ATP binding. The transcript has a single exon. Gene Ontology annotation, cellular component: cytosol.